AUGCGAGCAUUCUUGUUCGUCGACCUGCUGUUGGCGGCCGCCGUGUCCCACAACACCUCCGUGAGAGGCUUUGGACCCAUUCGACACUUUGUCCAUGCAGCGACUGCCAUCGGACGUGACGAGGAUGUAUCUCACAAGAUCCGCAUUCUGAACUGGAACAUCCUGGCCCCCUCGUGGGACAACAACGUGGGGAAGAAGGACAAAUCCGCGCAAUGGCCGUUUCGACUGCCAAAGCUCAUGCACGAGAUGCGCCUGCGCAAACCCGACAUCAUUGUCUUGCAGGAGGUGGAGGUGAUCCUUUGGGAGGAGCAGAUCAAGCCUUUCCUGAAAUCUCAUGGCUUUCAGUCUGCCUACGCUUGUUCGGAGUCUGGCAUGGGCAUCGCCGUUCUCUGGCGACAUUCGCGCUUCGAUCUCGGGAACACCGUGGAAGUGGACCUGGGGGAUGCCAGCAACAGCCGCUGGCUAGCUCAGAAACAGGGGACCCUGAACAAGGACCAGCAGAGCAGGUUCUUCUCCAAGGGGCAUCCGGGUCUUCUAAUUGUCCUUGGCAUCAAAUCGGGCAGUAAGCUCCGCAAAGAGCAGCAUGCCCUGCUGGUUGGGGCAGCGUACAUCGUUGCGAACCCUAUCAGUUUACUCCCGAUGCGGCUGGAUAUUCAAGCCGUGCAAACGCUGAUGCUGAUGGAUAGCAUGGAGCGCGUCUUGGAGCACGAGUCCCGCUACUAUGCGAGUUUGAGUGUAGUUGUCGCUGGGGACUUCAACGUACCGCCGUAUUAUCCGCAGAUGUCCUUCGACCUGUUAUCCAAGCACAUUGCCCAAGAGGGCGACUUUGACCAGAUGGCGACCACCGUCAUGCAAGGCGUUGCGAGCGGCAAGUUUCAGACAUUUGUGGACCCAAACUCCGAGCAGCAGACCAUCGCCAGUCCUGUGUACGAGCUCAUCACGAAAGGUGUGCUGGGGCAAGACUCCAUCGGCUUUCUCGUGGCUGCCAUCAAAUCAGCUGGAUACCAUCCAUCACGGAUUUUGGAAGGACCUUUGUACCAGAUGCUGACGACAAAGUGGUUGAAGUACCAGAUGAUGAGCGCAUAUGCGCAUGUUCUUGGGAUGGAGCCGAUGACCAAUGCGCUGGAGACCUUAGAUUUCGUGUUCUUCUUGCCCGCACAGCGGCGACCAGACCAUUCGCGUGCUGCCAGAUUGGCAGUCACAGGCGUCCUUGCAGCUCCGCCUCCGCAGUCCAGACAGAAACUGGUUGCCGGCUUGGGCUCCGAUCACAUUCCUCUGGUGGUGGAUGUGGGGCUUUGCACGCCUUCGAAAAGUGGCGAGGUGGAAUCCCAGCGCAGGGAAGACAACAGCACGACGCCCGUAGCCAACAUCACUCAUAGCCCGCCGUCCUGCGAUAGUUCCAGCCAAGAAAGGAUAAUGGAGAUGUUGGCAAGCUUGGAACGUCGCUUAGAGACGCUGGAUUCAAAGGUGUCCAAACCUUGCACGUUCGCGGAGCUCAAGUGGGCAUUGGUUGCAUCGACGCUCGGUUCGGUCCUCUUUGCAGCUUCGACGAUGUUGCUUGGAGUGACAUCUGCGCUCAUGAGACAAGCGAUGACAGGGUGUCUGCUGGCAUCUUUACUUUACCAAGGCUUCGUAGUCUCAAAGAUCUGA
This is a messenger RNA of Symbiodinium sp. CCMP2592, 1650 nucleotides long. Lineage: Eukaryota; Dinophyceae; Suessiales; Symbiodiniaceae. The record is from the annotation of a GenBank genome assembly.